This is a messenger RNA of Bombina bombina (fire-bellied toad), 1192 nucleotides long. RefSeq names its product suppressor of cytokine signaling 4. Gene Ontology annotation, biological process: intracellular signal transduction; phosphatidylinositol phosphate biosynthetic process. NCBI's taxonomy places the organism in Eukaryota, Metazoa, Chordata, Amphibia, Anura, Bombinatoridae. Bases 195 to 755 code for a protein of 186 amino acids. Gene Ontology annotation, cellular component: phosphatidylinositol 3-kinase complex. Gene Ontology annotation, molecular function: 1-phosphatidylinositol-3-kinase regulator activity. The transcript is spliced from 2 exons. The record is from RefSeq and is a predicted model, not a curated record.
CCUGACUACACACCCUUUAAAUUCACAUGUACAUGAUACAGUAAUACUUUGUCAUAACAGCAAUUAUCUUGGCAAGGCUACAAAACAAAAUAGGAUCAGUGAUUGUCUGCACAAGUGUUUGUUGAGUCUCCGGAACACGAGGUCAAUUGGAUGAUGAUUGCAUCUAAUGGAAAGAAAGAGUUCUGUAUAUAAACAUGUCCCCUACACCAUCCAGACAAACUCCUGAGGUCACAGUAGAUGAAGGAGGACUACACACACAGAACCUGCCACAUAUCAGACAUCCAUUGAUUCCAGAUCUUUUGGAGGUCACUGGGUUAUCCUACUACUGGGGCACCCUGAGCCAAAGGAAGGCUGAAGCUCUGUUACAUGACAGCCCAGAUGGCUCCUUUCUUUUAAGAAAUUCAUCUCAGGAUGGUUGUGCUUUUUCAGUCACUUUCCGUCGAAGGGGGCUCACCCGGCAUGCUCGGGUUCAGUACUGCAAUGAACACUACAGCUUUCACUGGGGCUGUUUCAGAGCUCCAUCUGUUCCUAUUCUCCUGGAUUAUUACAGUGAUCCCACAUUGUGUACAUACUUUGAACCACUUCUUACCCGGCCUUGGAUCCGAAAUUUCCCUCUAACCCUUCAGGAGUUGUGCCGAGCAACUAUUAACAUGUACGUCAUGUAUGAGAGCAUUCAAAAAAUGCCCUUACCACGAGCCAUGAAGGAAUAUCUGUGGGAGUGCCACUAUAAGGAGAAACCUCUUGAAACCAAUUAAGACAUCACUCUCCAAACAUUAAAACACAAUAGCCUCUUCUACCACAUGACAUUUUCUAUAUUUAUAGCACCCUGUAAAAAGUGUAAAUGGCACCUGAGUCCUUAUGAAAUAAGGUCCACUGUGCUUGCAGGAUUCCUGAAAUAAGGUCUACUGUGAUUGCCGGAUUCCUGAAAUAAGGUCUACUUUGCUUGCAGGAUUCCUGAAAUAAGGUCUACUUUGCUUGUAGGAUUCCUGAAAUAAGGUCUACUGUGCUUGCAGGAUUCCUGAAAUUAGGUUUUCAGCUUUCUGAUUAUUUUUUAUUUAAAUAAUAUGUAUAGUUUUAGAUUGUUUCAAAACCAGAAAACUUUGUUAGACUCAAACAGUGGGCUAUGAAGGAAUGUCAUAUGAAAUGCUUAAUGAGUCUUGUUUUAAGUAAAUAAAGAAAAUAUGUGAUUCUA